Messenger RNA from Rhizophagus irregularis DAOM 181602=DAOM 197198, 1428 nucleotides. RefSeq lists its product as uncharacterized. The record is from RefSeq and is a predicted model, not a curated record. Lineage: Eukaryota; Fungi; Glomeromycota; Glomeromycetes; Glomerales; Glomeraceae.
AUGUCGAAAUUAUAUGUAGAUGUACUUCAUCUAAUAUUCGAAAAAUUUCAAGGUGAUAAGGAUGAUAAAAAAUCUCUUAUUUCAUGUCUUUCAGUUAAUAUAACUUGGUGUGAAUUAAUUGUUCCAAUUUUAUGGAAAAAUCCUUGGGAAUAUUUAAAAAUCGGGAAAGAAAAAAUAUUAUUAAAAGUAAUUAUUUCCCAUUUUUCGGAUGAAUUAAGAAAUAAUUUAAGUCAAGAUAAUGAAUUUUUAAUAGAUUCAUAUAAGAGACCAUUAUUUAAUUAUAUUAGUUUUUGGAGACAUCUAAAUUUAGAAAGAAUCGAAAGAAUGUUUAAUGCUCAUAUUCAUUUUAAAGAAAUUAAAAAUGAUUUACUUAACCUUUUCAUCAAUAAUAAUACUAAAUUUACACAUCUUUAUAUAUAUCAACAAUUUAAUCGUCAAAUCCAUCUCAUUCCUGAAUCAAAACAAUGUUUUUCAGAUAUCAAAUUUCUUAGUUGUAAUGCUAGUAUAGAUGAUUAUGUUUUAAUUGGAUUAAUUGAAAUGUGUGAAUCAAUUAAAGAAUUGGAAAUUUUUAUUGAAAAAGGGAAUAAAAAUUAUGGAAUUAUUAAAUUAAUUAAAUCUUCAAAAAAAUUAUUUAAUAUUAGUUUAAUAAGAACUGAAUUUUCAUUUUCAAAAUAUUCAAGAAAUGAUGAAUCAAUGGAAUCAUUUUGUAAUAUUCUAGAAAAUUCAUUAAUUAAUCAUUCAAAUACUAUAAAAUAUUUUAAGUUAACUAAACAACCUAUUACAAAAAUUCUUUCUCAUCUUAUAAAUUUAAAAAUAUUAGAAUUGGAUGGUAGUUUUCAAGAUAUGGCUUGGGAUCGUAUAGAAAAUUUAUCUUUACCUUAUUUACAAAUAUUAAAAGCUAAAAGUAUUCCUAUCAAAUAUUUAACAAAUUUAAUUGAAAACACAAAUGGUUACCUUAUUGAAAUAAAAAUUGAUUAUAUAGGUCAUGAUGAGAUUAAUAAUAAAAGGAUUAUUAAAGCUAUUUAUCAAAAUUGUCCAAAUCUUCAAUAUCUUAAUUUAAUGUUUAGAAAGAGUAAUAUUUUAGAAUUAGAAAAAUUAUUAAUUAAAUGUCAAUAUUUGAAUGGUUUAUUUUUUAUUAUUGAUAGUGAUGAUACUAUUAAUUGGGAUAAAUUAUUCGAAAUUUUAACUAAAUUUUCACCAAAUAAUUUAUUUAAUUUUAAAUUUUAUUCCGUUAAUCAAAUUAAAUUGAAUUCAUUAAAAUUAUUUUUUGAUAAUUGGAAAGUUGAAUAUAAACAUCCUAUGUUAUUAAAAUUCUUUAGAAUGAAAAUUGUAAGUGAAUAUGUUGAUUUAGUGGAAAGAUAUAAAAUAGAAGGUGUAGUUAAAAAAUUCGAUCAUGAUUUAUAUGGAGAAGAUUUUGAAUGGAUCUAA